GCACCAUCUCAGCAGUACAGCUAAAAAGAAUAGACUAAUUCCUGUAAUGGCAGGUUGUGUUUAGAUAGGAUCGGUGGGAUUUAAAGUCAAUCGCUCGAGAUGGAUUAUUUUGGAACUUGGAGAAGUAGUCGUCCAUUGGGUUAUGGAUACAUUUAUAGACACGAUCAUGGUGCUGAGCAUACGCUCAAAAUACCAGAUCCUAAUAUCUACAAAGUGGAAGAUGUCCCGGAAUUAAAACGUGUUCAAGAAGAAUUAGCUAAGAGAGGGCUAAAAGAUCCUUGGCUGAGAAAUUAUGUGUGGCGCUAUCAAUCGACUACGAAAUUUCUACCACGUGGAAUACCACUUGUGUUCAGAGGCUGGAAAAUCGGCGUACCAGCGUUUCUAAUCACCAUAGCUGUUGAACAAUAUUUUGGGAUUGAUUACUCCGGCCAUUCUCAUCACGAAGAUAGUCACGGAGAUAGCCAUCACUAAUAUCCAGCUUAGUAUUGAUAUUGUGUGCUAAAAUAAAGCAGUAGUAAUGUUACUGUAGAGCAACUGUAUGGCAACUGUGUGAAUAUAUUAAAAUACAAAAAUA
Dinoponera quadriceps is the source of this 574-nucleotide messenger RNA. It is a transcript of the gene ND-B12, whose product is annotated as NADH dehydrogenase [ubiquinone] 1 beta subcomplex subunit 3. Gene Ontology annotation, biological process: mitochondrial respiratory chain complex I assembly; electron transport chain. The transcript is spliced from 2 exons. Bases 100 to 471 code for a protein of 123 amino acids. The record is from RefSeq and is a predicted model, not a curated record. NCBI's taxonomy places the organism in Eukaryota, Metazoa, Arthropoda, Insecta, Hymenoptera, Formicidae. Gene Ontology annotation, cellular component: mitochondrion.